GGGAGGAUGGGCCAAGGCAGGCACACAGUGCCGGAGAAGAUGCCCUCCUGGGCCCUCUUGGUGGUCACCUCCUGCCUCCUCCUGGCUCCCCCAAACCUGGCACAAGUCACCAGCCAAGAUGCGUCCUUGCUGGCCUCGGACUCAGAGCCCCUCAACUGUUUCUCUCGAACAUUCGAGGACCUCACUUGCUUCUGGGAGGAGGAGGAGGCAGCACCCAAUGGGACAUACCAGCUGCUCUAUGCCUACCCAGGGGAGGAGCCCCGUGUGUGCCCCCUGAGUUCCCAGAAUGUGCUCCCCUUUGGGACCCGAUACACGUGCCAGCUUCUGGCCCAGGAUGAAGUCCGCCUUUUCUUUCCAUUGCACCUAUGGGUGAAGAAUGCAUUUCUGAACCAGACUCUGACCCAGCGGGUGCUGUUUGUGGAUAGUGUGGGCCGGCCAGCUCCCCCCAGUAUCAUCAAGGCCAUGGGUGGGAGCCAGCCAGGGGAACUUCAGAUCAGCUGGGAGGCCCCAGCUCCUGAAAUCAGUGAUUUCUUGAGGCACGAACUGCGCUACAGCCCCAAGGAUCCCGGGAACUCCACGGGUCCCACAGUCAUGCAGCUGCUGUCCACAGAAACCUGCUGCCCAGCUCCACAGAGACCAAAGCCGGCUGCAGCCCUGGACCAGCCUCCCUGUGCUCCACACAUGAUGACCCCACAGGAAGGACCAGAGCUGACCUCCCCAACUAGAGAAGCUCCAUCUCUGACAAUGAAGGGUGGAAGCUGCCUCAUCUCGGGGCUCCAGCCUGGUAAUUCCUACUGGCUCCAGCUGCGCAGCCAACCUGAUGGGGUCUCUCUUCACGGCUCCUGGGGAUCCUGGUCCCUCCCUGUGACCGUGGACCUGCCUAGGGACGCAGUGGAAAUUGGACUUCAGUGCUUUACCUUGGACCUGAAGAAUGUUACUUGUCAAUGGCAGCAGCAAGAUCUGGCUGGCUCCCAAGGCUUCUUCUACCAUAGCAGGGCACACUGCUGCCCUGCUGACCGGGACCCCAUCUGGCAGAAGUGUGAAGAGGAGGAAAUAACAAAUGCAGGAUUACAGCCCUCCCAGUUCUCCAGCUGCUACUUCAAGUCGCAAAAUGACAGUGUUAUUCACACUCUGGUGGAGGUGACCACACUGCAGGGUGCUGUUCACAGCUACCUGGGCUCCCCUUUCUGGAUCCACCAGGCUGUGCGUAUCCCCACUCCCAACCUGCACUGGAAGGAGGUUUCCAGCGGGCAGCUAGCUUUGGAGUGGCAGCACCCUGCAUCCUGGGCAGCCCAAGAGACCUGCUACCAGCUUCGCUACACAGGAGAAAGCCAUCGUGACUGGAAGGUGCUGGAGCCGCCCCUCGGGGCCCAGGGAGAGACCCUGGAGCUGCGCCCGCGCUCCCGCUACCAUCUGCAGCUGCGCGCCAGGCUCCACGGCCCCACCUACCAAGGCCCCUGGAGCGCCUGGUCCGACCCAGUGCGGGUGGAGACCGCCUCCGAGACCGCCUGGAUCUCCCUGGUGACCGCUCUGCUGCUGGUGCUGGGCCUCAGCGCCCUCCUGGGCCUGCUGCUACUGAGGUGGCAGUUUCCUGCCUACUACAGGAGCCUGAGGCACGCCCUGUGGCCCUCACUUCCAGACCUGCACCGGGUCCUGGGCCAGUACCUUAGUGAUACUGCGGCAUUGAGUUCGCUCUCCCAGCCCAAGGCUGUCGUCUCAGAUGUCUAUGAGGAAGUGGAACCCAGUCUCCUGGAAAUUCUACCUAGGGCUCUGCAGGGCUCCCUUCCGAGGACCCCCUCCCCUCCGGACGCCCCCAUGGCGCAGUUCGUGUUCGAGAGUGACCUGCACUCGCUGCUUCAGCUGGACGCACCCAUCCCCAAUGCACCGCCCGCUCGCUGGCAGCGCAAAGCCAAGGAUGCGGCGGGGCCCGCCCCCUCCCCCAUGCGGGCUGCCAACCGAUCCCACAGCGCCGGCAGGACCCCGGGGCGAACUCCUGGUAAAUCCAGCUCUAAGAGUCAGACCACUCCCAGCAAGCCUGGCGGUGACCGCUAUAUCCCCCAUCGCAGUGCUUCCCAGAUGGAGGUGGCCAGCUUCCUCCUGAGCAAGGAGAACCAGCCAGAAAACAGCCAGACGCCCACCAAGAAGGAACAUCAGAAAGCCUGGGCUUUAAACUUGAACGGUUUCGAUGUGGAGGAAGCCAAGAUCCUUCGGCUCAGUGGGAAACCGCAGAAUGCCCCAGAGGGUUACCAGAACAGACUGAAAGUACUCUAUAGCCAAAAGGCCACUCCUGGCUCCAGCCGGAAGACCUGCCGUUACAUUCCUUCCCUGCCAGACCGCAUCCUGGAUGCCCCCGAAAUCCGGAAUGACUACUACCUAAAUCUUGUGGACUGGAGCUCUGGAAACGUCCUGGCCGUGGCGCUGGACAACAGUGUGUAUUUGUGGAGUGCUAGCUCGGGUGACAUCCUGCAGCUGCUCCAAAUGGAACAGCCUGGGGAGUAUGUAUCUUCUGUAGCCUGGAUCAAAGAAGGCAACUACCUGGCUGUGGGCACCAGCAGUGCUGAGGUGCAGCUGUGGGAUGUGCAACAGCAGAAACGGCUCCGCAACAUGACCAGUCAUUCUGCCCGAGUCGGCUCCCUAUGUUGGAAUAGCUAUAUCCUGUCCAGUGGCUCACGCUCUGGCCAUAUCCACCAUCAUGAUGUUCGUGUAGCAGAACACCACGUGGCCACACUGAGUGGCCACAGCCAGGAAGUAUGUGGACUGCGCUGGGCCCCAGAUGGACGACAUUUGGCCAGUGGUGGCAACGAUAACUUGGUCAAUGUGUGGCCCAGUGCUCCUGGAGAAGGUGGCUGGGUUCCCCUGCAGACAUUCACCCAGCAUCAGGGGGCAGUCAAGGCUGUAGCUUGGUGUCCCUGGCAGUCCAAUGUCCUCGCAACCGGAGGGGGCACCAGUGACCGACACAUUCGCAUCUGGAACGUCUGCUCUGGGGCCUGUCUGAGUGCUGUGGAUGCCCAUUCCCAGGUGUGCUCCAUCCUCUGGUCUCCCCACUACAAGGAGCUCAUCUCAGGCCAUGGCUUUGCCCAGAACCAGCUGGUUAUUUGGAAGUACCCAACCAUGGCCAAGGUGGCUGAGCUCAAAGGCCACACAGCCCGGGUCCUGAGUCUGACCAUGAGUCCAGAUGGGGCCACGGUGGCAUCAGCCGCAGCAGACGAGACCCUGCGGCUAUGGCGCUGCUUUGAGCUGGACCCUGCGCGCCGGCGGGAGAGGGAAAAGGCCAGUGCGGCCAAAAGCAGCCUCAUCCACCAAGGCAUCCGCUGAGGACCACCGCAACACCUUUAGUAUUUUUUGUUUUUUUAUUUUUCUAAUAAAGUCGCAUCUCC
Condylura cristata (star-nosed mole) is the source of this 3377-nucleotide messenger RNA. Its product is annotated as thrombopoietin receptor. Lineage: Eukaryota; Metazoa; Chordata; Mammalia; Eulipotyphla; Talpidae. The transcript has 22 exons. Gene Ontology annotation, cellular component: membrane; external side of plasma membrane; anaphase-promoting complex. Gene Ontology annotation, molecular function: cytokine receptor activity; protein binding; ubiquitin ligase activator activity. Gene Ontology annotation, biological process: anaphase-promoting complex-dependent catabolic process; hemopoiesis; positive regulation of ubiquitin protein ligase activity. The record is from RefSeq and is a predicted model, not a curated record. The coding region runs from base 7 to 3315 and encodes 1102 amino acids.